CGCACCGUCAGUUAAAGCCAGUCAGUCACUGAUAGUUCAGUUGAAAGCAGGCUAUUGAAUGCCACACGCCGGGCGAUCGGCGCACGCGACAAAAUACGAAUAAAAAAUUACUGGGAUACCACAAGGGUGCGUUCUGGGUACAGUGAUUUUCAAUUCAUACGUUAACACCAUAAUUUGUGCCGUGCAGUGAUUUUUUUGUUUUAUUAUUUUGUGGUCCAGUUUAUGCAGAUGCUGUGAUGCAUGAUAAAAGUGGAGCAGCAAGAUGACAUAGAAAUAACAGUGAAAAAUCGUGUAAUUUAUUUCGAAGUGAAACGAAAGUGGAGAAUAUUUUUUGUAGUGAAGUAAAGAAUAAAUCAGCGUAUAUGUGUGAGAAAGCGAGACUGGAGAAGAUGACGAACAUUUCUCCGGAGACGAGGAUCAUGAUGAUGAGAGGGGAGGACGGCAGGCAGGGCUACAGGCGACAGAUCCUGGCAGCGCUGGCGGUGUCGCUGGGCCCGUUCGCCGCCGGGCUCAGCAAGGGCUACAUGUCGCCCGCCAUCGCCUCCAUGCAGGAGUCCAAGCACGACUGGAGCUUCACCGUCAGCGACCAGCAGGCCAGCUGGAUCGCUAGCUUGAGCUUGUUGGGUGCGCUGAUAGGCGGCAUCCUGGGCGGGCUGGCGAUGCGGCUGGGGCGGCGCACCAUCCUGCUGGUGUGCGCGCUGCCUUACACGCUGGCCUGGCUGGCCACCGCGCUGUCCACCAGCGUCGACAUGAUCUCCGUCACCUCCUUCUGCGGGGGCAUGCUGGUCUGCUGCAUCACCAUGAUCACUCAGGUCUACGUAACAGAAAUAGCGGUGCCAGAAAUACGAGGAUGUCUCAGUUCAGUAUUGAAGAUUUUAAGCCAAAUCGGCAUCCUUAUCUCUUUCUCCCUCGGAGCCUACUUAAACUGGCAUCAGCUAGCUUUAGUAGUUGCUGCUGCUCCAGUUUUACUCUUCCUGGCUCUUCUAUUUAUCCCCGAAACGCCGUCUUCUCUUCUUCUUCGAGGAAAAGAAGAAGAAGCAGCAGAUUCGCUUCAGUGGCUCCGCGGACCCGAUGCUGAUAUCCGACAAGAACUAGCGACGAUCAGAACGAAUAUUCUAGCGAGUAAGCAUUACAAUGAAGGACAAACGGGCAAGUUGAAAGCUCUUCUAUCUAAAAGACUAACUCGACCAGUGUUGAUCACAUGUGGACUAAUGUUCUUCCAAAGAUUUACUGGAGCACACGUUUUUAACUUCUACGCUGUGCCAAUGUUCAAGAAGACAUUCCGAAUGAUGAAUCCUCACGGAGGAGCGAUUGCAACAAGCGUCGUACAGCUCCUAGCUUCGUGUUUAUCCGGAAUGCUAAUAGAUCAUGUCGGUAGGCUACCCUUGCUCAUGAUAAGUGGUGUUAUGAUGUCCAUAGCUUUAGCCGGUUUUGGUUCCUAUGCGUAUUACGAGGACGUAUUCAGAAAUUCCACGGAUUUGACUCAAGUUGAGCCGGGGUCGUACGACUGGAUUCCUUUACUUUGCGUUUUGACGUUUACGAUAGCUUUCUCUCUUGGCAUUAGUCCUAUAUCAUCUUUAUUGAUUGGAGAACUAUUCCCUCUAGAAUAUAGAAGUACUGGCAGUGCACUGGCGACGAGUUUUAGUCAUCUGUGCGGUUUCGUUAACGUCAAAACUGCAGCAGAUUUCCAAGAUCAUAUCGGCUUGUAUGGUUUAUUCUGGUUGUACGCUGGCAUUUCUGUUCUAUGCCUCCUCUUCGUCGUUCUUUUUGUGCCCGAAACAAAAGGAAGAGAAAUUGACGAGAUGGACCCAAAAUACGUAGAGUCUUUGUGUAUAAACCGAUAGUAUUAAAGUCUUGCAACUUGUGGUUGCAAAUAUAGACUGAUUUGCCUUGUAGAUAGUUGAGAGGUGUGUUUAGAAAGUGCACAAAUUAAAAGUGUCGCUUGGAGAAGUGACAUGGAGCCAGAAAUGAAGCCCUUACCCAGUAUUACUUGUUAGAAUAAUAUAUUUUAAGAUUUUUUUAUCAGUGCCUUACGUACACGUGUUUAUGUAGAUAGUACCUACAUCACAAGUCCUUAUAGUAUUAAAUUAAUUAUUACUGUAUUAAUGUAGAUUAAAGUUCCUUAAAAUUUAUUUAACAACGACGCUUAUUUAUAUUGAAACUGAAAAUCAAACAAAAUUCAAUGACAUUUUAUCUUAUGAUGAAAGAGAUCUGCACAUUAGCUUCUCAUUUUUUAGCCUAUAUAUUCAUUUAUCGCUCUAAAAUCUUUAUGCCAAAUACAACGAAAAUAACAAAGUUUUUUAUAAUUCAGUUCUUAUUCUAAUAAUUAAAAAAUAUAUAUUAUUGUACAUAUAGAUACGAGUAAGUUCAUAUUGUUAUAUUAAGAUAAGUGAAAAUUCUUCCCAAUGUCUUCGAAACUUUGUAUGCUAUUUAUUCCACUUUUGGAUACAAAAAGUUAAUAGAAAUGUGAUGAAUAUUUUUACAGUAUUGAUGAAUUAUUUCGAGUAGAUUUUAAUAGAUUAGUGUGAUACAUUUAAUAAGUGUUGUUUUGUGACGUGUUUAUGUAUCGUUAUUAGCAGAUAAUACGGCGUUUUUAUUUUUUAUCAAAUCGGGAAUUACGUAAUUUUAGUGGAUUAAUUGUCAAAUUACGUAAUAAUAUAUCACACUUUAAUUGGUUUCUAUAGACUUGUUUGCUAAAACAUUCGUAGGCUACAUAAAAAUUUACGUCGAUUAUUAUCUGCCGAUUCGAAUAUACAAAGUUGUAUUAGAUGUGAUGUUUCAAAUGUAUCAAUCGUGAAAAUGUAUAUUGUAUUAGAAAUGUAUGUGAUAUUACGUAAAACUUAAUAACAAAACUUAUGUAGCCAAAAUAUAUAUCUGUUACAUUUGGUUUGGAGUACGCUAAGAGUUUUUGUGGCGAAAGUUGAAACUGUGGUGAAUAACUAUAGAAUAAUUAACAAUUGCUAUCGUUUUCAGCAUACGAAUAACGCUAAAUCUACCUAUUUACAUUAUGCUUGCUAUAUAGCAAUACGUAAAGUCGUACACAAAUGUGACUGAAAAUACCAUUUUGAUUUUAGUAGAGAAACACAAGAAUAAUGUUUGAAGGUAUUGAGAGGCCGGGUAAAAAUUAUUUUUUUAGAUAUAUUAGUUCAAAUGUACAUAUUUAACUGCACAAAACUUAGCCGAUAUUGAUGCGAUGUUCGCAAGAAUAUACUCAUAGUUUUGUAAUACAGGGCCUGUACUCGUAUAAAGUGUAGUUGAAUUAAAAAGAAAUGGUGCUAAACUGGUGCCUUCGAUACGUAUAAACAAAUAAUGUAUAAAUUUGCCCAAUCUAGCUGUUCAGACGAUACAAUUAGUUAUAUAAUAAUAAAUUAACAAAAUAAAAAAAAUUCAAAUCGAUAAAACAAAAUUAAAUAUGAAAUUAUAAAAUAAAAUUAAGCUCGUUCUUCAAACACGAAAUUCAAGUUUAUUCCCUCUUUGUACGAAAAGAAAGUUGUUGAAACGAUUAUUUCUGUUAUUAUUUUAUUGUUACUUUAUUUAAUUUAUUUACAGUAAAGUAUUUUUUUGUAAAAAUAACUUAUUAAAUGCUCGAUAGCCUCAUUCUUGAACAUUGCCAUUCUGAAUAUUUUAUAUACUUUACUGGUUUUAGAUAUUUAGCAGGUUAUCUAUACCUAUUUUAAAUUUAGAUAUGAGACGCUGUUACCUGCUAAUGGAUCUUUACAGCUAGUUUGAGCACAUUUUAAUAUGAAAUUGUUAUAUUUUCGAUGUUGUAUAUAAAAUAAUUAUAUUUAGUUGUAAGUUUGUACAUAAUAUAGAUAUUUAUGUAAUCGUUUUACAAAAUUUUGCCAUAUUAUAUAUCGAUCGGUAUACUCUGUGUACUGUAUAGUGUAUGUUGUCAAUUGUACUUAAAAAGUAGAUGAUUUUAAGUGUUUUAAUAAAAUGUUUUCAAACAUAAUUUAU
This is a messenger RNA of Bicyclus anynana (squinting bush brown), 3957 nucleotides long. Its product is annotated as facilitated trehalose transporter Tret1. The transcript has 5 exons. Gene Ontology annotation, molecular function: transmembrane transporter activity. Gene Ontology annotation, biological process: transmembrane transport. Lineage: Eukaryota; Metazoa; Arthropoda; Insecta; Lepidoptera; Nymphalidae. Gene Ontology annotation, cellular component: membrane. The record is from RefSeq and is a predicted model, not a curated record. The coding region runs from base 363 to 1844 and encodes 493 amino acids.